ACGCUGCCAGCUCAGGGAAUCGGAUAUUUUCAUGCAAGCUACCUGUUCUGACUGCUACACUCAUCAAAGAUAAUCUGGCUCUUUAUCCAGUACGAUCUCUGCUUGAGGAUGGACACGAAUGCAGGUUGUUUGUCUUUAUUGGGUUCCUCUCCAUCAAUGUGUCCAAGGCCUCUGUCAAACCACCCAAAGAGUGGCUCAACAACGUUGCUCAACAUCUUCAGUCUUUUUACUCGCAAAGAAAGAUCCAAAGUAACGACAGUCAAACUCCGUCUGAGACGAUCAGGCUUAAUACCAGUCAGGACAUGACGACACUGACGACGACCGUUCCAACAACACAAACUUACCAUGAAGCAUAUCCACGCAAGUACCGUUUCAUCAUAGACGAACCAGAAAUAUGCAACCAGCAAAAGCCAUUUUUGGUCCUCAUGGUACCAGUGGCUCCUCAACAACUGGAGGCUCGCAACGCCAUCCGGAGCACAUGGGGUAACGAAAGUGUUGUUCAAGGAAAAAGCAUCACGGUCUUGUUUGUGCUGGGAUUAAGAGGAGAUGCAGAGGGGGCAAACCAGCAAGAUCAGUUGAGUUUAGAAAGCCAGAAGUACCACGAUCUGAUCCAGAGUGACUUCGUGGACACGUACAAGAACCUGACCAUAAAGACCAUGGUGCUCUUGGACUGGCUGGCCACACACUGUCCCCAAGCAUCCUACGCCAUGAAGAUAGAUUCGGACAUGUUCCUAAAUCUGGAGAACCUCAUGAGCUUGCUGCUGGCACCGGACACACCCAAAGAAAACUACAUAACCGGGAUGGUAAUGUGGAAUCGACCCGUUGUCCGAGACCCAUCUUCCAAGUGGUACGUUCCGAAGGACUUGUACCCCGAGGACUUCUACGCUACUUACCUGCUGGGGAUGGGUUAUGUGUUUUCUAAUGAUCUUCCAGAGAAGCUCGUCAGGGUCUCGAAAGACAUACUUCCAUUUACCAUAGAGGACGCGUACGUGGGUGCGUGUUUGGAAAAACUUGGCAUCCCGCCUUCGACCCCACCUGACCCGUCCCGAUUCAAGGCUUAUCACAGUGGCAACUUUAUACACAGCGAGUUUUCCAGAGUCAUCACGACGAUCCUCAGCUCCCCACAGCAGCUAGUAACAUUUUGGCAGAAACUAAAGAGGCCUACGUUAUCAGAAUCGUGACGUCUCUAUACGGCAUGGUUUUAAGGCGCAAUAAAAAUACUUUGAACGUCCCGGCUUUUAAGCCUGUUGCACUAAGGCGCUGCUGUUCCUUUAAGACUUGCUCAGGAUCUCAUGCGCUGUCAAAUGUUUCCAUGAAAUUCAUGUCCCUGGGGAUUUCCUCCAGGUCCUCCAACACCCCAAAAAAGACACUUUUGCCUACACUAAAUUGUCCCUAGGUGUAAAUGAUUACUUGUGUGUUCAUGCACUUCAAGGAUUCAAAGGACAAUUCCUUUACAGGGAAAAUAAACAAGACUCUUUUUUUAUUAGAGAAUUGUGAAGGACCAACUGUGAAAAAGUAUAUUUAUAUUUUCAGAAUGCGUAUGUUGUGUAUCAAAACAUUGAAGGCAUUUUUUUAUAUUACUAAUACAACAACAUUAAUUAGCCAUCUUACUAUAAUGCAAGAUAAUUCUGACAAUAAUUGGACAACCAUAAAGCAUGACAAAAACAUGGAUAAACGGUAGGAAACAGCAUGAUCGGCUACCUCACAUCGUCACUCACCCACUGGAUGCCUCCUUUUUCUACUGGCGAAGUUUCCAGUAAUAAUGAAGCUGCGCACCUCAGACAGGCUUUGGGUUGAUUGGGAACUUAACAUCAUAUAACAACAAUGAAGGAGAUUUUUUUUCAUUCAGUAAUUCAAGGAAACUUUUUUUCAUUCAGUAAAAGGGUUUGGCCUCAUAAUGUUCUGUGCUCAUACAGUUAAAACAAAACAUAACAACCCUCAGAUUCUGCUUUACACACUGAAGGAUGGGCUGCACAAGACGGCAAGGCAGAGCUAGGGAACAACUCAAGCCAUUGGGCACAGCUCUAAAAAAGUGAAAAUUCACUCCUUUGUGAAUCUGUUGUAAAAACAGGAAAGCUUCUUGACAUGCACUAAUCAGCUGUUUACAAAAAUAUUAAGAGAAUAUUAUAUAUAUAUAUAUAUUAUAUAUUAUUAUUAUGUAUAUAUUUAAAAAACUUUCUUUGGUAAGGAUGGGUGGAUUAAAUACUUUAAAUUGUCUAGAGUUUUGUUUAGAACUAGUUACUUGGCAUGUAGUCAAUCAGCCAAGACAUGUUUGAUGUGAUAAAUGCUGAAUAUCUUUCCCUUUGUCUGUGGUCACUACUUCAUACCAAGACGACGGACUGCUCGUAUUCACAGCAGUGAUAAAAAAAAAAAAAAAAAGAACAGGCUAAUGUACAGUACGCUAACGCUAACCAGCUAACAUAGGAAAAGAA
This is a messenger RNA of Hemibagrus wyckioides, 2432 nucleotides long. Its product is annotated as beta-1,3-galactosyltransferase 2-like. NCBI's taxonomy places the organism in Eukaryota, Metazoa, Chordata, Actinopteri, Siluriformes, Bagridae. The record is from RefSeq and is a predicted model, not a curated record. Gene Ontology annotation, cellular component: membrane. Bases 303 to 1181 code for a protein of 292 amino acids. The transcript has 3 exons. Gene Ontology annotation, molecular function: N-acetyl-beta-D-glucosaminide beta-(1,3)-galactosyltransferase activity.